Molecule: messenger RNA, 1096 nt
Organism: Guillardia theta CCMP2712
Lineage: Eukaryota; Cryptophyceae; Pyrenomonadales; Geminigeraceae
Exons: 1
Coding region: 72-941 (289 amino acids)
Molecular function (GO): carbonate dehydratase activity; zinc ion binding
Source: RefSeq, a predicted model, not a curated record
AUUCUGCGGUACUUCCCUUCUCGCGAAGCAUCCUCGGCUCCUUGCUCUCUUUCACGAGUUCUUACCUGACCAUGCACAAGAUCAUUCUUGCUGGAGCUCUUGCUCUUUCCUGCAGCUUCGAUGCUGUCUCCGCCUUUGUUGCUCCCGGAGCCUCAAUGGGCAAGGCCAUGGUUGCUCCCCGCCUCCGCUCCAGCACCUCCAGUGUUGCUGGUGGCCUUCGCAUGCAGUCCAAGGCAGACAUCGUUGCUCCUCUCUUCGAAGCCAACAAGAAGUGGAUUCAGGCAAAGAAGGCCAAGGACCCCAAGUUCUUCGACAGGCUCGGAAGCGUCCACAAGCCCGAGGUCUUCUGGAUCGGCUCUGCUGACUCCCGUGUUGCCGCUAACGAGAUCAUCGGUGCUGAGCCCGGUGAAGUCUUCGUCUGCCGCAACAUGGCCAACAUCGUGCUUCCCUUCGAUGUGAACUUGAUGAGUGCCCUCCAGUACGCUGUUGACUACUUGGAGGUCCAGCACAUCAUCGUCUGCGGACACUACUCCUGCGAGGGCAUCAACAUCGCUCUCAACAAGGAGAACUAUGCCAGCCCUCUCGAGAACUGGAUCUCCCACGUCCGCAACGUUUACCGUGCGCACGCUGACGUCUUGGAUGCCAUUCCGGACGAGGAGCAGCGCAAGAGGAAGCUCGUCGAGCUCAACGUCAUGGAGUCCUGCAUGAACGUCUACCAGCUCGCCAUUGUGCAGAACCGCCUCAAGAUGACCAAGCCCACUCAGCCCUACAGCACUCCUCGCAUCCACGCCUGCGUGUACGAGACCGGCACUGGUGAGUUGAAGAAGAUCAACUGGUUCCCUGAGGGCAUGGAGGAUCCCUUCGGAAUGAGGUACGACGAGUCCAGCAACGCUGAGGUUGCUCAGAACCGCAAGGUUCUCGAGGAGGCCAUCAAGAAGUGAACGUGAGCGUCUUUCCUGGAAAGAUAGCAGUCUGUUCGCAGUUGUUUCUUGGACAGUACCGUGUAGUGUAUGGUGGAUCAUGGACGCGCAAGGUUAACUUGCUGCUUGUUACAAUGUUUAAAGUGCAAUAAACUGUGAUAGUUGCAGCAUAUCAG